This is a messenger RNA of Sebastes umbrosus (honeycomb rockfish), 1479 nucleotides long. It is a transcript of the gene avpr2l, whose product is annotated as arginine vasopressin receptor 2, like. Gene Ontology annotation, molecular function: vasopressin receptor activity; peptide binding. Gene Ontology annotation, cellular component: membrane. Gene Ontology annotation, biological process: positive regulation of vasoconstriction; regulation of systemic arterial blood pressure by vasopressin; G protein-coupled receptor signaling pathway. NCBI's taxonomy places the organism in Eukaryota, Metazoa, Chordata, Actinopteri, Perciformes, Sebastidae. The record is from RefSeq and is a predicted model, not a curated record. Bases 565 to 1479 code for a protein of 304 amino acids. The transcript has 2 exons.
AUUCACAUACACUGCAACAGGAAAUAAGCUGGGAUACAUUUAGAAUGUUUACGUUUAAAAUUGUGUAAAGGGUCUAAAUAUUGUAUAUUUGUGACAUCACGAAUGGGCAGAAAUCCUGAGAGCUUGUUUCUAAAGCUCAGUUUCCGAAUACGGGCUGUGUGUAUUUCCCUGUGGAUUGAGUGUUUCGAUACUUUCACAGUAUUUAUAUAGGACUUUAGCCUGCUUUAUAAUACAAAAACAUGAAAAUCUCACUUUUUCAUAAUAUGGGACCUUUAAAUAUUUUUUUUUUAAUCAUUUGGGUUCAAUUCUAGUUGUAUUUAAUAUGUUUGUCAGUGUAAAGCUUAUGACAUACACAAACAAUCAGUUGUCCCCCCCUGCACCACUUCUUCAAGUCGAUGGCAUCCCCUCCUCGCAGCCACUUGGCAACGCGUGCGCAAAAGGAGGAAAAUGUGGAGAUGCCUCUGCGCCAACAUUACAAUAUCCCAAUCCUCCUGGAUAAUGUACGGACGCGUUAAUUGGACCCAGAAGUGACUGGACAUACGGAUUAAAAACACCAGGAUUGAAAUGAGUUCCAGCAGCAACAACAACAACAGCUCAGAGAAGCCACCAGGUGAGGAUGGAGAGCCACAUUUUGCGCUCCUCAGAGCUGGCAUCUUGGGUUUGGUUUUCUUCCUCGCAACAUGUGGCAAUCUCUUCUUCUUGGGCACACUGUGGAAGAAGCGCAAGAGGAACACGAAGAGGACCCAGCUGUUCCUUCUGCACCUGUGCUUGGCGGAUCUGGUGGUGGCUUUUUUCCAAGUCCUGCCGCAGUUUCUCAUGGAGAUUACGCACAGGUUCCGAGGCACGGACUUCCUGUGCCGCUCCGUGAAGUACCUGCAGGUGGUCGGGAUGUUCGCCUCCACCUACAUGAUAGUAGCCAUGACCAUAGACCGGUACCAUGCGGUGUGUAAACCCAUGGUUUCCUUCUUGAAGGGCUCGUUUAGGAGAUCCCUCUCCAUAGGCGCAGCAUGGAUCAUCUCUCUCGCCUUCAGCUCUCCUCAGAUCUCCAUCUUCUCCCUCCAGGAGGUGGAGGAGAACCGUUUCGACUGCUGGGCCACGUUUAUAGAGCCCUGGGGCAGCAGGAUCUACAUCACCUGGAUCAGCCUAUCGGUGUUUAUCCUGCCUGCGGUCAUCGUGCUCUAUUGCCAAAUAAGAAUCUGCACCACCAUCUACUUCAACAUGAAGAGGAAGGCUCUGCAGGCAGGGCGCGCGGGCACCAAGGGUGGGGGGGUGUCCAAUGCCAUGAUGAAGACUGUGAAGAUGACCUUUGUCAUUAUAAUGACUUAUACUGUGUGUUGGAGCCCAUUCUUUGUGGUCCAGUUGUGGUCUGUAUGGAGCCCCAGCAGUGCGCCUACCCAAGGUCCAAUGUUUGCCAUCAUCAUGCUGCUGGCCAGUCUCAACAGCUGCACCAACCCCUGGAUAUAUCUCUACUAUAGCUAG